Messenger RNA from Acipenser ruthenus (sterlet), 2752 nucleotides. Its product is annotated as zinc finger protein 112-like. Bases 505 to 2148 code for a protein of 547 amino acids. NCBI's taxonomy places the organism in Eukaryota, Metazoa, Chordata, Actinopteri, Acipenseriformes, Acipenseridae. Gene Ontology annotation, biological process: regulation of transcription by RNA polymerase II. The transcript has 2 exons. The record is from RefSeq and is a predicted model, not a curated record. Gene Ontology annotation, molecular function: DNA-binding transcription factor activity, RNA polymerase II-specific; RNA polymerase II cis-regulatory region sequence-specific DNA binding.
AUGAGCUUGACGUGGACGCGCAAAGAGAAAAACGCUCGUUCCCGUGAGAGGACGCGCUCUGCACAUGCGCACUGAGGACAGAGCCCACAGACACGCAUACGACACCGGUGGGGGUUUCAUGUGUGUUUUUUGUGAUGCGUUGCAUUACAGCCGGAGACGCUGAGAAUUUGAACGUGUUCGUGUGCAUCAAUGAGAGAAAACGUUUGUGUUAAUGUGAACACAACCUCGGUCAUCUGCUCAGAGUUGAAUGCGACUUGCAGCGUCCUAAUAAGAGAUAGUUAUUUAUGUGGGAGUUUUUGGAGGUCGGGUCUCUGCGUUCACAUGAUGAAUCGGUGGAGAUACGAAACUCAAUCGUUCAUAAGACUGCUUUAGUAAUUUAACACGCACAAAUCCCAAUACAGAAUUGCUACGCCAGUUGAAAUCGGAUCGAGCGUCUUCGGAAAAUAUUACAGCACACCGGGCUGUUGACAAAUCCAUAUUUAUUUAAGAGACACGACACACAAGAUGGACGUCAGCGUGUCCGUGUCGUGCUUUCACGACGAGCUCGCCUCUACUGUCGAGCGCGCACUCAAAGCUGCCGUGGACACCGUCUUGUGGGAAAUUACAAAAACCGUGGGGGGCAGGUUUGCUGAAAAAGAGAAAGAGAACGAAAAACUGAAGCUGAGGCUGGAAAUGUCGGAGCGGGAGCUGAGAGCGAUGCGAGAGUGCCUGAUGAUGAGCGCCGCCCGAAGUCCGCCAUCAGCCGUCAGCUUCAGUCGUGCCGUACAGAACUAUACCGAGGACGGGACCGGAACGUGCGUCCGGUUCAGGGAGCAGCUGAACGACCCGCGAGUCGCCGAGGACCGUGCGUUUGCAGCCGAGCAGAGACCCGUUUUAAUCGAGGAAGUCGAAACCAAGGAAAACCUUAACUGUGACGAGAUUGGAGAAAGAGCGAUAACAGACACAGGUGCUGCGGGGAAACUGGCCUAUCAGACGACAAGACCAGAGACAGAGACAGAGCUGGUGCCUGUUAAAGAGGAACCCAAUGAGUCUGUCCACAGCCAAGAGGACGGGAGUGCAAUAGAGACUGUCCACAGCCGUGGACGUGGAGCUGAAAUAGAAACUGUCCACAGCCGUGAAUAUGGAGCUGAAAUAGAGGCUGUCCACAACCGUGGAUAUGGAGCUGAAAUAGAAACUGUCCACAGCCGUCAAUGUGGAGCUGAAAUAGAGGCUGUCCACAACCGUGGACGUGGAGCUGAAAUAGAAACUGUCCACAGCCGUCAAUAUGGAGCUGAAAUAGAAACUGUCCACAACCGUGGAUAUGGAGCUGAAAUAGAAACUGUCCACAGCCAUCAAUAUGGAGCUGAAAUAGAAACUGUCCACAGCCAUCAAUAUGGAGCUGAAAUAGAGGCUGUCCACAACCGUGGACGUGGAGCUGAAAUAGAAACUGUCCACAACCGUGAAUAUGGAGCUGAAAUAGAAACUGUCCACCGCCGUGAAUAUGGAGCUGAAAUAGAAACUGUCCACAGCCAUCAAUAUGGAGCUGAAAUAGAGGCUGUCCACAACCGUGGACGUGGAGCUGAAAUAGAAACUGUCCACCGCCAUGAAUAUGGAGCUGAAAUAGAAACCGUGCGCAUUAAAGAGGAGCUCCCUGAACUCGAAUACUCUUGCACUGAAGUCCCCGACUCGGACCAUAACAACACCCGUGUCCACGACGAGCAUUCGGAACCGUCGAGCCGCCCUCCCGUCUUGGGAAUCGCUCCGGGUGAGAAACCGCACCGCUGCCCCGACUGUGGGAAGAGGUUCCGUCGCCUGGCUCACCUCCGAGACCACCGGAGAAUCCACACGGGAGAGAAGCCGUUCCACUGCGAGGACUGCGGGAAACGGUUCAGCCGUCUGGAGCACCGGAAGAUCCACCAGCGCAUCCACACGGGAGAGAAGCCGUACCACUGCGCCGCCUGCGGGAAACGCUUCAAUCAGCUGUCUGCUUUUAAAACUCACCUGCGCAUCCACACGGGAGAGAAGCCCUACCGCUGCGACGCGUGCGGCGCCAGGUUCACGUACUCCCAGCAGCUCAAAACGCAUCGCUGCCAGGGGCCGGCAAACAGCAGGGAGAAUUCACACUCGGACCGCGCAAACUGGAAGACGCCGCUUCAGUACGGGUUAUAAACAGCGGGAGACAACGGCCAAUGAGAGUUUGGGAUUUGUGUUCUAAGGAAAUGUGGUCAGUGCAAGCGUGUGAAGUCAUUCGUGGCUUUCAGGAAUUUGAUACAGCAAGCGUUUUUUGUCAGUAAACUCUUGUUUUUUAGAAACGGUCCAAAACAAAAACAUCGCAGCGAGACUUCUUGCUGGAUUUCCAAAAGCCUCGACUCCAGUUUUUUUAUGAAGGAGACAAAAACAUCAACAUAAAACUAGAAGGGAACAGCCAGGCGCUGUAUUUCAGUAGCAGUGGGUUUUAAAAAGUCGCACGGACAGCUCCUGAACAUGUCGACUGUGUUUAUUCUCCUCGGCAGGAAUCGCAGGUACAAAUACUCAAACGUACUAGAGAACGAUUUCUCAUACCACUCAGGGGAGUCGGUCUCCUGUACCCCGCUUGCCAGCCCUGGUCACAUGACACAAAGGGGGGAUAGGGGGUCUAUAAAGCAGCAACAGCACCAUCUAGUGGUCGGCAAACUCCAACACAGCUCGCUCCAGAGUGAGAGAUCGCUAAACCCUUCUGUACAGAUUUGGAUUGAUGUAUAUGUGUAGCUGUGGCAGGACGUUUUGCAUCACA